Corylus avellana is the source of this 1325-nucleotide messenger RNA. The record is from RefSeq and is a predicted model, not a curated record. NCBI's taxonomy places the organism in Eukaryota, Viridiplantae, Streptophyta, Magnoliopsida, Fagales, Betulaceae.
GAGGGAGAGAGGGGCGUGGUGGGGGAUCAUCAUACGUUAUUCUUGGCGUCGUCUCCAGUAUUUAGAAAUUUGUGAAAAUUAUCCAGGAAGAGAAGAAAUGGUUGGGGUUGCUCCUCCUGAUGACGAUAGAAUUAGAAGUCGAAGGCGUCUACCACUGUGGAUGCUGGGUGUAGCUGCUGCUGAUCAGACGACAAAUUCUGAUAAUGUAGAUGAAAGAGUUUUGCCCCAAGCUUCUUCCCAUUCUGAGGAAAAAUCUGUGACCAAAGGACCUGAAAAUGGGGUUCCGCUUCAAGAAAAGGACAAUUCAGGAGUAAACUCAGAUUUUCCUGUAAAAUGUGAAACAAAGAGAAAAAGAAAAUCAAGUAAUCGAGAUGCAAACUUCGACAGUAUUAUCACUGAAACCGUUUCAGGGAAGAAAAAGUAUAAUGGGCGCGGGAGAAAAGUUCAGGAAACUGCUGCAAGUAGAAGACGAAAAGCAAAGGGUUCCGACUUUGGAAGCGGUGAGGAAUUUGAGGUUCAGCCUCCAAAUGAUGACGGUGUGGAGCUGACAAUGGAUGAUCUGAUGGUCAUUGCUGAAGAGUAUGUCAAAGUUGAGAAGAAUGGUGAGAGACAAGCAUCAAAUAGAGAAUGUGGAUCAGAAAGGCAAGUUCUAAUGACAGCCUCUUCCUGCAAGGACUCAAGGUGUUUGCUUGAUGUCCCCAACAGUAAUCAAAGUUCACCUGCUCAUGAAUUGGCCAGUGAAGAAACUGUCAGCAUUGGCAGGAGAACAGCGGAUCCUGCUCAAGACAUGUUGGAUCUGUUUUUGGGUCCCUUGCUUAAGAAACCCCUCAUGAAGGAGAAUAAAUCUUUUGUAAAGGAUAUUGCAUUUGCGUAUGAGAUUGAAAGGCAAAGUCAGAAUAAUGUUGUUGGAGAAGAAAUAGAGCCCCUGAUGAAAAAGAAGAGCAGUCUUAAGGAUAAGGUGGCAAUGUUUCUUGACUGAAUAAAAUAUCCAAAUUGUUGGCUCAAACCUGUAUAGUAUGAUACAGCAUGGAGAUAUGCCGUGAUCGUUUGCACAGUACUUCUGGACAGCCUAUGUGGAGUUAUCAUCUUAGUCACGUCUUCAGUUCUUCACCACAGUUGAUAGUCCAAUAGUAACUGGUGCUAAUCCUGGGCCUUAUUUUCUAGUAAUUGAAUAGCCUUGUCCUUGUGAUAACCUUAUUCAUUUUUUUUUAUUUUUAUUUUUUAUAACAAGGAACCCCUCCAAGGCAGGGCCACUUCGUGUACCCAUAACCUUAUUAUAUAGCAUUCAUAUCAUAUUUUGUCUAACCUUUAAAAACUAGAAAAUG